AUGGCCUCAAAGCCCUACUCCAGAACACAACCACAACAGCAACCACAGCAACAAAUCCAGAGAGGAGGCUAUCAACAAAGGCCGACGAGACAAAUCCAGUGCUUUCAUUGCAAACAAUUAGGGCACAAAACUAGCGAAUGCCCCCAACUCCCUCUAUCUGGGUACCAAGGAGGAGGUUCUGGAGCAAAUACCCAGGCAUUAGGUGGGCAGAAGCCUUGGACAAACAAGAUAGGAUCUACCAGGCAGCAGCUCCAGAAGAGUGGGAGAGCUCAGAACGCCAAGACCAGUGGCAACCAGAAGGCAACCGGUAGAAUCUUUGCCUUGCAAAAGGAAGAAGCAGACUCGUCUGUAAUUGAGGGUAAUUUAGUGCUAUACAAUUCUUGGGUGCAUGUUUUGUUUGAUACUGGUUCAUCACAUUCUUUUAUAUCCUCUGCUUGUGCUAAGUCAUUAGAACUUGUAUGUGAACCUUUAGAAACUUCCUUAAAUGUAAUGUCACCUAUGAGAGGAUGCGUUCAGAUAGGAUUGAUCUGUAAGGAUUGUAAGAUAGGAAUGUCGGACCUACGCUUAACUUGCAACCUUCGUGUCAUGGAAAUGUCGGACUUCGAUAUCAUUUUGGGCAUGGAUUGGUUGUCUGCCCACCGAGCAGUGAUCGACUAUCGUCAGACAAAAGUAAUAGCUCACACACAUGACGGGACACGUUUCCUGUUUAAGGGGGAUAGACAAGACCCCAUGGCUUCAACGAAACGUCAGACGCAGUGGCACGAUCAACUUGCGAGUAGGAUAGCAAGUUUAAUUUUAAAUGAGGAGGGCCAAGGAGAAUUAGAACUUCCGCGCGUAGUAUGCAAAUAUGUAGAUGUAUUUCCUAUGGAAUUACCAGGAUUGUCACCAACCCGGGAGGUAGACUUUAGUAUUGAGCUACAACCUAGGACUACCCCAAUAUCCAUGGCCCCGUAUCAUGGAAAUGUCGGACUUCGAUAUCAUUUUGGGCAUGGACUUGUUGUCUGUCUACCGAGCGAUGAUCGACUGUCGUCAGAGAAAAGUAAUAGCUCAAACACAUGA
Molecule: messenger RNA, 1059 nt
Organism: Camellia sinensis
Lineage: Eukaryota; Viridiplantae; Streptophyta; Magnoliopsida; Ericales; Theaceae
Source: RefSeq, a predicted model, not a curated record